UAAGAUCGUUCUGUUGAUAUCUGACAUGUUACAAAAAAAAGUAUUAAACAAUCGUUAGUGGAACUGAAAUAGUUAAAAAGAAUCAGAACAGGAACAAGAACUGAUGAUACAUUUUCUAACGAUUUCCACAAAGAAAACAUUUCCGUCAUCAAAUACUCAGUUUCAAAAUGACAAAAAAAAAAUGCACGAAAUGAUACACGAAUGAUGAAGUACACUUCCUCAUGUAUUUCACGCCCUGCUUAUCUGUCUGAAAUACACAAGCGAAUCUGUCUGUUAGCCUGAAAGAGACUCGUAUUAGCAUAGCCCUGCUCCUCCUUUUUCCCCGGCGCACAGCAAUUACGUGCAAACUACCAGUCCCAUGAUCCCCGGCGUCGUCAGGCAGGAAGAACGUGUGUUAGCAGGGGCUCACACUGAUCCAAGUUAGGAGCUCUCAGCUGCUGGCCUUGGCCCAUCAUGUAAGUGCCUGCCGAGGUUUCUUUGCAGAGCGGUUGCAGAAAUCUCCCCGUUUUCGUUGCGUGCAAUUGAAAGGCCAGCCUUUGCACGGAGAACAAGUUACCCGACGCCCAAAGGCUCCGAGUGCAUGAAGAUCGCGGCUUGUAUUUUGCACCUUUGUUGCAAGCAAGCCCGCUUGAAGCCUCGCUGCGAGGGAUAGAUGGAAGGAGGGAGCGACAAGGAAAGCAAAGUCUUUUGUGCUUCCCCUUCCCCCAACCCAAAAGAGGAGAUGUCCGUGCCAAAAGGAGGUAAAAAGAAGCCACCACUCAAGCUUCCAAAAGAGGUGUUUGAGAAACCCCAACCUGCUCCUACACCCCCGAGAGACUUGGACUCCAAAGCCUGCGUUACUAUUGGAGAUAAGAACUUUGUGGUGAAGGCCGAUGAUUUGGAGCAGAUUGGAGAGUUGGGGCGAGGGGCGUAUGGAGUGGUGGACAAGAUGAGACACGUCCCAAGUGGCGUAAUAAUGGCAGUAAAGCGAAUCCGGGCCACAGUAAACACACAGGAGCAGAAACGGCUGCUAAUGGAUCUGGACAUCUCCAUGAGAACAGUCGACUGCUUUUAUACUGUUACCUUCUAUGGAGCUCUGUUCAGAGAGGGUGACGUGUGGAUCUGCAUGGAGCUGAUGGACACCUCUCUGGAUAAGUUCUAUAAACAGGUGCAUGAGAAGGGUAUGACCAUCCCAGAGGACAUCCUGGGAAAGAUCACCGUUUCUAUCGUGAAAGCAUUGGAGCAUCUCCACAGCAACCUGUCAGUGAUACACAGAGAUGUGAAGCCUUCUAACGUCCUGAUAAACAUGCAGGGUCAGGUGAAAAUGUGUGAUUUUGGCAUCAGCGGGUACCUCGUGGAUUCAGUGGCGAAGACAAUGGAUGCUGGCUGCAAGCCAUACAUGGCGCCUGAGAGAAUCAACCCAGAGACCAAUCAGAAAGGCUACAAUGUCAAGUCUGAUAUCUGGAGUUUAGGAAUCACAAUGAUCGAGCUGGCUAUUCUGCGGUUUCCCUAUGACUCAUGGGGAACGCCAUUUCAGCAGCUCAAGCAGGUGGUGGAAGAGCCAUCGCCCCAGCUGCCUGCAGACCGAUUCUCACCCGAGUUUGUGGACUUCACGUCACAAUGCUUAAGGAAGAAUUCCAAAGAGCGGCCGACUUACACAGAACUAAUGCAACAUCCCUUUUUCACCCUUCAUGACUCCAAAGACACCGACGUCGCUAGCUUUGUGAAGAGCAUCCUCGGGGACUGAGAACGUCCCUCUCGGCAAAUCUGACAUGUUGCCGCGGGGGGAGACGGGACUAUUUGAGAAAAAGCACCAAUAGCAAGACUAACACCUGUAAGACACGCCCACCUCAGCAGCCAACAGUGCGCAGGCACUCAGGAGGGUCUGGGGGAAAGAACACCAAAACUGAGGGUGGGCCGUUUCCUAGCAAAACACGGAGUAGGGCAUGGGACGGGAAUCUCAGUGCGUGUGUGCAUGUAUGUGUGGGUGCGUGUGCGAGAGCGAGUGCGUGUGUGUGCGUGUGUGAAUUCUUCGCCUGCCUGUAUGUGCAUACAUGUGCAUUAAAAGGUUUUACAGUCCCAAGUCAAACUUCAUCUAUUGUUCAAUCCCAGUCCUCCUCCAGCUUUACCUCUCAAUCCAAAAAGCAGUUUUAGCAUCAGGUGAGUCUGUUAUAGAUGUCUGUUGAGUUCCCCAGUGGCACCUCAAUGUAAUUCUUAAAGUAUUCAGAAAUGUUACCCACCCCCGCAACGUCCGGUUCUUCAAAAAAUAUAAAACAAAAUAAAAAAGAGAGAGAGAGAGAGAGUGGUAUAGAUAUAUUUAUCUAUUAUCUAGAUAUGUAUAUAUACUCAAUAUUUCUUGAAUUUGUUAAAUGAGGACAAUAUUCUGUGUUGGGUGUAAGGAGUGAUGGUUAUUAAAGUGGAUGAAUGGAGCAUCUUUCUUUUUUUUUUCUUUUUUUUUCCUGAAUUUGCAAAGACUGAUUGGUGCAUUUGUGUCACUGAAGGCUAAUCUCAGAUCAGUUUAUAAAUGCUGUCUUUAUAGUGAGGGUUUAGGUCCACAGAGCUGUCCCUGAAUCAGACGUUAACGGCCAGAAGUGAAAAGACUGCUUUUCACAUACCCUCCAUGAACUCUGUGUGUGUGUGUGUGUGUGCGAGUAAACGCUUGUGUGCUUUAUAUGCUAUUCGUCUAAACCAAGGUGAUUUUGGGCAAAAGGUAUCUAAGUCUGUUGGCUACAUCUAGACCUGUUUGUUCUGAGCCAAUCAAAAAAUUCUCACUCUUUUCAAUUGCAAUCCAACUGGAAAUUAUUAUAAUUAUCAUUAUUUUAUUAUUAUUAUUAUUAUACACAGUGCAUAUGUAUUAACAGUAAUGAGGUGUUCUGCAGUUUCUGUAUGUGUUGUAACUGCUGUUUUUCUCAUUGGAAACUUGACUUUCUUUUUAAUUUUAAGGUGGUGUGCAGGUAUGAGCGUGUGGUCAUUUGUGAGAGCAUGUGUGUGUGUGUGUGUGUACGUGUCUGCAUGUGAGCGUUAUAUAAAAGUCUGAACACACGUAGCUGACACUUCUUUCAAAGCCUCACUGUGACUCGGAAGCCUGAUUUUGUGCCUCUCUAUAGAAAAAAAGAAAAGGAAAAAAAAAAAACACCUGCAUUAAAACAAACUACAAAACCCACGCUGCUGUGUCAUAAGACAUGCUUUGCUUUCCACAGGCUUCGGUUAGUGGCGGGGGUCUGUUGCUUUGCUUUGCUUUCUGGGCUUCUGGUUUUAUUCUCUUAUCAUUUUUGUAAGGUGGAGAUGAUGAAUGUGUAUGAGUGUGUGUGUGUGUGUGUGGGUUUUUCUUUUUUCUUUUGGUUGUUUGUUUUGUCUUGUGACCACUGUAUACAGAAUGGAUAACACUGCUGAUUUGCCUGUAAUCGUUAUAUUGUUUGAUUCAAACAUAAAAGUUCUCUUAUA
Molecule: messenger RNA, 3423 nt
Organism: Onychostoma macrolepis
Lineage: Eukaryota; Metazoa; Chordata; Actinopteri; Cypriniformes; Cyprinidae
Gene: map2k6
Product: mitogen-activated protein kinase kinase 6
Exons: 12
Coding region: 653-1726 (357 amino acids)
Biological process (GO): MAPK cascade; protein phosphorylation
Molecular function (GO): ATP binding; MAP kinase kinase activity
Source: RefSeq, a predicted model, not a curated record